UCUGCUCAGCAGACUGCAGUUUCGUAUAAAUGCAAAACUGAAACCCAUCUUUGCAUGGACUCCUUACUGUGCAGGGGGCUUGUGUGUCUUCUUGCCUUCUGUUUCUUUCCCCAAAUCUCUCUUUUCAAAAGGAAGGUCUAUUCUGCUGCUAGCAAUGCAUUCUGAGAGGUGGCUAUGUUGCUGUUACCCUGCUUUCUGUGUGUUGGCAUUCAUGUUCACAUCCUUGAUUAAAGAUACCACAGCCUGUGAAUCAGAGGAACGGUUGUUUCACAAACUUUUCUCCCAGUACAACCAGUUCAUCAGGCCAGUGGAAAAUGUGUCUGAUCCUGUCACUGUGUAUUUUGAAGUGGCCAUUACCCAGCUCACAAAUGUGGAUGAAGUCAAUCAGAUUAUGGAAACAAAUUUGUGGCUAAGACAUAUCUGGAAUGACUAUAAGUUGCGGUGGGAUCCCAGAGAAUAUGAUGGUAUUGAAUUUGUUCGGGUACCAGCAGAUAAGAUUUGGAAACCAGAUAUUGUCUUGUAUAAUAAUGCUGUGGGAGAUUUUCAAGUUGAAGGCAAGACCAAAGCCCUCCUUCGCUAUGAUGGAAUGAUCACCUGGACACCACCAGCUAUUUUUAAAAGCUCCUGUCCUAUGGAUAUUACCUUUUUCCCAUUUGACCAUCAGAACUGUUCACUGAAAUUUGGAUCAUGGACCUAUGACAAAGCCAAAAUUGAUCUUCUCAUCAUCGGAUCCAAAGUAGAUAUGAAUGACUUUUGGGAAAAUAGUGAAUGGGAAAUCAUUGAUGCUUCUGGCUACAAACAUGACAUCAAAUAUAACUGCUGUGAAGAGAUCUAUACAGACAUAACAUAUUCCUUUUAUAUUCGAAGGUUGCCCAUGUUUUAUACCAUAAAUCUGAUCAUUCCCUGCCUCUUCAUCUCAUUCUUGACUGUGUUAGUUUUUUAUCUGCCAUCUGACUGUGGCGAGAAAGUGACUCUCUGCAUCUCUGUGCUCCUUUCUCUGACUGUAUUUUUACUGGUGAUCACAGAAACAAUCCCAUCCACCUCUUUAGUAAUUCCCCUUGUAGGAGAGUAUUUACUAUUUACUAUGAUAUUUGUGACUCUGUCAAUUGUCAUCACGGUGUUUGUCCUGAACAUACAUUACAGGACUCCAACCACACACACAAUGCCUAGAUGGGUAAAAACAGUCUUUCUUAACCUGCUCCCCAAAGUCCUGUUGGUGCAGAGACCACUAGAACAGCAGAAAAAAAACUUGUCCAGAAAAAACAAGAAAGGAUCAGCCCAUACACCAGGCAAGUUAAAGCUCAGCAAGCACAAAGAUGCCAAUUUACACAAGGAGCAGCGGUGCAGUCACUGUGGUAAUGCAGCUGAACUCACUACCACCAAAAGAAGACAACUGAGCCAUCCAUCACUGAAAUGGAUGGCAGAGCACAUGGAAUACUCGCCAGAAGUGAAGGACGUCAUUAGCAAUGUUCAGUUCAUCGCGAAGAACAUGAGAUCCCAAAAUGAAACCAAAGAGGUGGAAGAUGAUUGGAAAUACGUAGCUAUGGUAAUAGACAGAGUAUUCCUCUGGGUUUUUAUAAUCCUCUGUGUGUUUGGGACUGCAGGGCUCUUCAUCCAGCCACUAAUAGCAGAUAUGUAACUCGAUUCACCGCUUUUUAUCCACUUCUGUUCUUGGUUCAUUUUCGGUUCAGAACUGUUCCCUGUAUAUCUGUUCUCUUACAUAACCCCUUUCCUUAUCACCCCCUCAGCAUCCAGCCACAGAGGAAAGGAAAAGGAGAGGGAAGGGUCCACUGGGAAAGCAAACAACCUAAAACAGAAUAAGAAGAGGACUGAAAAUGGGAGAUGGGCAUGGGGUCUCUCCCUCAAUGAGAUCAGCAAUAACAAUCACACUGAUGAUCAGAGGAGCAGAAUGAAUUUAUUGAGCUUUUCAGUUGGUUUCAGAAUAGGGGGCUACUAGGUCAGCUCUGGCACUUCUGAGUGCAUUGCCCAAAGACGAUUCUACCCGGCUUAAUUUUCCUCUCCUGAUUAUAACUCUCCCUCAGCUUUGAGUUAAUUUACAUUUUCUCUCUAUUUCUCUCCCUGUACAACAGCUAGUUUUUUUGGCAUGGUGCUUAGAUGAGCUACCACAGUCCUGACCAUGCCAAUGCUCUUUCUCCUGUCCUUGUUUGAAGGUAGCAAAUAAAAGCACAAAAAAACCUAAUCCCCCAACACUGUAACAUUUUCAAUACAAUCUAAAAUAAGGGCCCCCCAUCUUCCACUAUAUAUGUGCACAAAUGAGAGUCCCAGAUCAACAAAGCAUGCGUUUAUAUUUAUGUUUGCAGUCAGACAGGUCUUAUGCAGUUAAUCACAGCUGAAGGCAAACUGACAUAGUAUUAGAAUGUGGUUACUCUAUAAGGCAACCACAUUUGAAAACUACAUGUUUCUGUGACAUUUGAAAUCCUGCGACUUUGCAUGUCACCAAAGUGCCCCUUUACUUUGUGAUACCAAGUACCAAGAGUUUCAUGAGCUUCAGCAAGUUUUCCAAGCCACAUUUCUCUCAUCAGGUUAGCAGUGACCCCAGUCUAUAGGUUCUGCUCUGAAAAUCUUUGCAUGCUCUAGCUCAGGUAUAAGGCCAGCAGGGAAGGUUUUGUCUCUAGGUCGCUACUCAUCACAGACAGUAUUGGCUUUAGAGCACUGGAUUGAGUUGACCAACUUGGAUUACACACACCCAGCAGGAGAAGGCUGGUUAUCCUGAGCACUAUGCAAAGCUGCACAUGCUGGGCUGAACAGCUCUGCAGCAAUUUUCCAUUUGCUGGCUCCUCAUGAGUCAGUGCUGUGUGUGCAAACCUGUGACUGCAGGGACGUUUCCUUUGGGGCUGAGGUUGCUGCCGUAUAACCAGGUUAGGUUCCCAGUCCUACUGUGUUUAAUCCUGAAAUACUGUAGAUGCACGUUUUAUGUGUUUCUAUUCUAUAUGGACAGUUUACCCUCAGAUCCCAUGUCCAUUUAGGAUGUCACUGAGUUUGUGCUGAAGGAUUCUUCUCUAAAAGACACCAUUUCAAUUAAAGCCAAUGGCUGCAAGAGUAAAAAGCAUUGCUUGCUUAUAGGAGGCUCUAAAUUUAACUGUCUGGUGUCUGUGCAAUGUUUUUGG
Pezoporus flaviventris is the source of this 3128-nucleotide messenger RNA. RefSeq names its product cholinergic receptor nicotinic alpha 6 subunit (gene CHRNA6). The coding region runs from base 155 to 1639 and encodes 494 amino acids. Gene Ontology annotation, biological process: regulation of membrane potential; signal transduction; monoatomic ion transmembrane transport. The record is from RefSeq and is a predicted model, not a curated record. Gene Ontology annotation, cellular component: neuron projection; synapse; postsynaptic membrane. NCBI's taxonomy places the organism in Eukaryota, Metazoa, Chordata, Aves, Psittaciformes, Psittacidae. The transcript is spliced from 6 exons. Gene Ontology annotation, molecular function: transmembrane signaling receptor activity; acetylcholine-gated monoatomic cation-selective channel activity.